CUUUUGGCCGCAUCGGAGCUUGCAAUUGACGGCCAAAUGAGACAAAAAUGCUUGUUCCGUGAAUCCGCUCGGACAAGUUCGAGCGACUAGUGUGGCGGCUAGUGGGCGCCGCUCUCGCUUACCCCUGCAGGCUGUGACUGUUUCAAAACUUUUUGUUAUUCCUCCCAGGCAGCCCGUGUUGUACCAUGUCGAUUGUGAGACGUUUGUGGCAACGAAUACUGAAGCCAACAUAUUUUGUUGGAAAAGACUUGGAAGGAAACAAAUACUUUGAGCAUCCCAACGCGAACAAUGGACGUUCCAAACGAACAGUCAAGUACCGCAAAAAUGAAGAUAUGUGGGCAUACGUUGCUAGCGGAAAGCGACUGCCAGUGCAAUGGUCAGCAUGGCUGACGCAUACUAGGCCGGAUCCACCGAGCAUCGAGGUUUUCGUUUCACAGGAGUUGCAUGUCGAUAUAGCACGUCAAGAACGGGUAAAGGUCAACGCGGCCAUUCUGGAAGCGAGGGAUCAGGCAGAAAUAGCUAUAGCUAAUAGGGAACGAGUAGCGGCACCCAGCCACCAUUCUCAAAUCGAAACGCAGUCCCCAUCGGCAACGCAGAACGUGCCUGUGGAUCAAAGACUCGAACCUCUAGAAUCCGAUCAACGCCCAAAAGCGCAGACACGGGAUCCCUGGGCAGAGGCAUUGAAAGGAUCUGAUGAACCUCGAUCGUGGACGCCCAUAACGCGUAGGAGAUAGAACGCUUGUUUUUGGGGUGUGACAUGAAUCAGAGUUCAGGGUUUUAUUUCGAGAGGUUUGAGACAGUGACAGGAGUCUUGCCAUUGGGCUAACUGCCUCGUUUCUAGAUAUUAAUUUUAACCGAGCCUGAACUCGUGUUACCUAUGCUGCGUCGUUCGUGCAGAUUUUUCUAACGCUCGAGCCAGGGACUUGCGCACCUCUUC
Messenger RNA from Suillus clintonianus, 937 nucleotides. RefSeq lists its product as uncharacterized. Gene Ontology annotation, biological process: mitochondrial respiratory chain complex I assembly. The transcript is spliced from 6 exons. NCBI's taxonomy places the organism in Eukaryota, Fungi, Basidiomycota, Agaricomycetes, Boletales, Suillaceae. Gene Ontology annotation, cellular component: membrane. The coding region runs from base 186 to 734 and encodes 182 amino acids. The record is from RefSeq and is a predicted model, not a curated record.